Didymella exigua CBS 183.55 is the source of this 1252-nucleotide messenger RNA. RefSeq lists its product as uncharacterized. The record is from RefSeq and is a predicted model, not a curated record. Gene Ontology annotation, biological process: retrograde transport, endosome to Golgi. Gene Ontology annotation, cellular component: Ric1-Rgp1 guanyl-nucleotide exchange factor complex; Golgi membrane. Lineage: Eukaryota; Fungi; Ascomycota; Dothideomycetes; Pleosporales; Didymellaceae. The transcript has a single exon. The coding region runs from base 75 to 947 and encodes 290 amino acids.
GUCAGCUCCUUACCACCCAAUUCUAGCUUUGCUAACCUAUCAAAGGUCGAGGAGAUAUACUCGGUCACGACCUGAUGUCUCCGUACAUUAUACUGCGCGAUCAGGCCCGGACUGCUAGCAUCGUUGCAGCAGAAGUCACCUCUGCAUUAAUCACGAAGAAAGGAGCUGCUGUGGAUAAGGCAGGGCAGGACCCGUUUGCCGAGUUUCUCACAUACGUCGACAAUCUUCUGGAACGACCGCGACAAAACUCAAGUAUGGGAUUGCUAUCACCAACUGACACGGUACCUGGACGGUCAUCAAUAGUAGAAGACCACCAUCCUCAAACCAUGAAAGACUCGAUUGAUAUGGCUGUCCUUCGAAGCAACCUCACAGGCGCAGCAAACCAGAGCGCCAAUCGAUUUGAGAUCGCCCGUAGCGGCAGACGCGUUGCCGUUAUCAUGCUAGCUCGGCCAGCAUAUCGACUCGGAGAGACUAUGUCAGCCGUGAUCGACUUCACCAAUUCCCACAUACCGUGCUACUCUGUUCAUGUCUCGCUCGAAACCUCGGAGAAGGUUGACCCAGCCAUCGCGCUCCGCUCGAACGCAUCCAUUUAUCGUGUCACCAAAAAGGCUCAUGCAUCGUUCUCGGAGAAUGCGAUCUUCGCCCAGAAGCUAGCUUUCUCACCCACGAUCCCACCAAACGCGACACCGGAGUUUAUCACCAGCGGUAUCAGCUUGGAGUGGAAACUUAGGAUCGAAUUCAUCACGCCUCGAGUCACAAACGAAGAAGGUGGAGUGCAGACAUUCGAUGAUCUGCUCGAAGAGAUAUCUAGUGACGACAGAGGUGUCAUCCUGGCUGCUGCGCAAAGACUGCCAGCAGAGAGCUUCGAAGUGCAGGUUCCAAUCAAGGUCUACGGUGCAGCAACAGGAGCACCAGAUGCGCCAGACGAAGAAGGGCUUCCAGUAUGAAGCAGUCCACCAAGAUCGCUCUGAACUGCUACGACACGCCACCACGCGAUUCCCAUUGCAGACCCACAAUCAUAUGCAUAUUGCAUAUCGGGAAGGGACGCUCAAAAGAGGUAAUAACUUCGGUCACACUAUCACCAGCUACUAGCUUGGACACUUUGGAUAGACGACAUAGGCAAGCCAUGAGGGUCUUGCAUCAGGCGCCGCUCGACACGGGUACCGGAACAUGUGGGCACAUCAGACACAGCAGUGCUGAACAGUAACAAUGAUAAUUUUUACAAAAUCAAAUGAGUACCAGGUACAUCAUG